Cavia porcellus (domestic guinea pig) is the source of this 2078-nucleotide messenger RNA. RefSeq names its product transmembrane protein 186 (gene Tmem186). The record is from RefSeq and is a predicted model, not a curated record. NCBI's taxonomy places the organism in Eukaryota, Metazoa, Chordata, Mammalia, Rodentia, Caviidae. The transcript is spliced from 2 exons. The coding region runs from base 131 to 772 and encodes 213 amino acids. Gene Ontology annotation, cellular component: mitochondrion.
AGAGCAUCAGGCGCUGGACCACGACUCCCAAGAUGCAAUGUGCACUACGGGAACACGUCCUACAUCCGAUCAUGCGCAAUGAGGCGUUCCCGGGGUAGCGGGAUUUACUUCCGGCAGCGGGUGUUGGAUCAUGGCUGCCCUCCUCCGAGCCGUGCUAAGGAUGCGGGAGCCAGCUGCACAGGGAAAGUGUCUCCAAAGACUGUGGUACUGUGGUGGGCAGGAGAAUCCCAAAAGGUGGGUGGGGAAUAGGUUACCUACCUCAGAAGAGAAACCACCAGGCACAGAGACAGAGAAAUUCGUGAUGGUCUACCGUUUUAAUGCAAUCAGAGUCUUUGGGUUCUUAUCUCGGCUGAAGGUAGCACAGACAGCCAUGACAGUGGUGGCCCUGCCACCAGGCCUUUACUGGUAUUCCCAGGGUCUUAUGACUGUUGAUUCACUGUGCCUAGUGAGUGGGAUUGCUGGCUUUGCCCUGGCCAUGCUGUGCUGGAUGAGCUACUUCUUCCGGAGGCUGGUGGGCAUCCUGUACGUGAACGAGUCCGGCACCAUGCUGCGGGUAGCUCACCUGACCUUCUGGGGCUGGCGGCAGGACUCAUAUUGUCCUGUGGCGGAUGUGGUGCCCCUGACAGAAACACAGGAGAAGCCCCAGGAUGUGCUGACGUGCAUCCAGCAGUACAGUGGGAAGCAGACUUUCUACCUCAGUCUGCGCUAUGGGCGCAUUGUGGACAGAGAGCGGUUCACUCAGGUGUUUGGGACCAUGCACACACGUCAGUGAACCCAGCUUGGAGCCGGGCGACCUGGAUCUCUGGUAGGAACACCACGGCUGUGGGCAAAGGUGAAGCAGGGAAUCUCAGGUGCCCUGGAAAUUCAUCUGUUGGGAAAUUCAUAAGACAGAAGGUGAUAACCAAUUUUAGGAAAAAGAUGCCUGAUAUUCAGGCAGAAGUUUCUCAAGAGGCAAUUCUUGGAUGAAGCUGAGACUACUACGAAAUUGGAAGGCAGUGGCUGUGGCAGGGAAGCAGAGGAACUGGAGUCAGCCCCUCGGCUGGGGCAGAGUGUGUUGUCUGAACCUUGGUUUCCACAUCUGUAAAAUGCAUAGUCCUGCAUGACUUGGGGUAUAAGUGUGAAAAUAAACAGUGCACAGCAGGCUGCCAUGUGGCUCAGAGGUUGAACAUUUGUCCUGCUUGUGAAAGACCUGGGUUCCAUCCCUACCCUGCAGAACAGUGACUGCCAAGGGCUUUGUCCAGUCAGCAGCUGGAAAGUGAUCAUUGUUCACAGCAUGGUGGGAGGCUUCUAGGCAGUGAGUGGAGAUUUCCAGAGCUGUGCUGUACCUUGUUAUAUCCACAGCAGCACGGGACUGGGACGAGCUGACUCUUGACAUUGCGUUAGGGUAGUAACUGCCUGCUGACUGGGGCAGUUCACAGGAGCACAAAACGCCAGCGGAGAACCAGGCAGUGUCACAUUUGAAGGCUUUGCGGCAUAAUCCAGGCAGAACUGAUUCAAUGUCAUGCAUCACCAAGUUAAAGGUGACUGUGUAUGUUGCUUCUCACAGUUAAUAUUUAUUAUAUACAUCUAGAAAAAAGUUAUGAUCUUUAUAGUUUUUGCCACUUAGCACAAUUUUUGUUUGUUUAUUUAAGACAGGAUUUCGUUAUAUAGUGCAGACUGGCCUCAAAUUCGUGGUGAUCCUCCUGCCUCAAUUUCCUGAGUGCUGGAAUUACAGGCAUGCACCACUAUGGCCAGCAUUUUUUGCCACUCAGAAGUCAGUAAGUGUUAUAUAACUUUCUAGGCAUGUAUUGUUGGAUUUUUUUAUUCUUUGUUUUUUAAAAUUUUUCAUCAGUCAUUUAUUGUAAUAAAAUUUGUAUAACAAAAAUAUUCUUUUAACCAUUAAAAAUGUACAGUUCAAGCACGUCAAGUACAUUUAUAAUGUACAACUGUUACCACUAUUCAUUUCUGAAACCCAAACCGAUGCCUAUCUCCUGCCUAUCUCAAAACAAAAAGGGCUGGGCUAUAGAUCAAUAUUAGAGCACUCUUGGGUUUAUUCCUCAGUACCAGAACAAAUAAAUAAAACCAAUAAACACAUAAAA